Messenger RNA from Dentiscutata erythropus, 441 nucleotides. NCBI's taxonomy places the organism in Eukaryota, Fungi, Glomeromycota, Glomeromycetes, Diversisporales, Gigasporaceae. The record is from the annotation of a GenBank genome assembly.
AUGUUCUCAAAUACCAAAGAAGAGGAUGUAUAUGAAACAUUUAACGUAUUAAUGAGAAGAAAGCCAAAAGAAAAUAAUUUUAAAGCUGUGCUUGAAACGAUUCGUGACCUGAUGCAGAGUGAAUUGGUUGUACCAGAUUGGUUACAUAAUAUUUUUUUGGGUUAUGGUCUUCCUGGUAGUGCUCAUUAUACUAUGAUGCCAAACCUUCCUAAAGAAAUUGACUUUCGAGAUACCUUUUUAGACUAUGAUCACCUGGUCGAAAGCUUUCCUGGAAAGGAAAUAGUUCCAAUGGAGGGUUACGAAGCGCCAUUUCCUCCUCCAUAUGUUCUUCAAUUUCCUGAAUCUUUGAAUGCCAACAAUUCAACUGAUUCUUCUGAUUCAAAACAAGAUGAGAACACGAUCAUGCUCAAGUGGAAGCAAUUAAGUCAGGAACAAAUCCAG